Molecule: messenger RNA, 216 nt
Organism: Macrosiphum euphorbiae (potato aphid)
Lineage: Eukaryota; Metazoa; Arthropoda; Insecta; Hemiptera; Aphididae
Source: the annotation of a GenBank genome assembly
AUGAAUGGAUGUGGAGAUAAUUUAGGACACGUGGAAAAGUCAAUCGGUGGCUUAGAUCACACUGGAAACAGUACUACGCAGAGUUGCAACUUACUGAUGAUACCGGGAUCCAGGUCUACAGAUAAAUCUGUGAUACCGUAUUCGAGGACCUACCACAGGAUACCGCCGCAAAGGCCACGGCCCAGUAGAAACAUACAGACUGCUAUAAGAUGGUGA